ACAAGUAAAACGUUAUUAGUCGAUUAAGGUACGUCAAUAUUAAAAGUGAUUAUUUUGUAAAUAAUCAAUCGUGGUCAUAAUUGGUAUAAAAUUUCAUUUGAUUUAUUCACUUAAUUUUUUUAAGUACAUCAUAUUUCAGGUUCUAACACAAGUGGCUUUGACUUGAAAUAAAUCUUGACUGAAUCAAGUAUGACUUCUAUUAAAGAAGAAGUUGUGAUAUCCGGUGUCGGAGGAAUGUUUCCUGAAGCAGAUAAUUUAGAAGAAUUUAAAUCUUUGUUGUUUAAUAAAACUAAUUGUGUAACUAUUGAUUCUAGACGAUGGCGUCCUGGAAUUUUAAAUCUUCCACUCGCUAGUGCAAAAUUAAAAAAUGUAGAAGUUUUCGACGGACUAUUUUUUAAAUCACAUCCGAAACUUUCGGAAGUAACUGAUCCAGUGUUAAGAAUUACAUGGGAAAGAACUGUCGAAGCUAUUAUUGAUGCUGGAAUUAACCCACAUGAUUUGAGUGGCACAUCUACAGGAGUAUUUAUGGGAAGUUUUAUGAGUGAAACUGAAAAAAAUGUAGUAGCUCAUUCAAAAUCUUCGGGUCUAUUCAUGUUAGGAGUUGGAAAAACUAUGCAAUCUAAUAGGAUUUCAUAUAGUUUGAAUUUAUCGGGUCCAAGUUAUUCUUCUAUGAAUGGAUGGUCUACGGGAGCUGAUUCUUUAGUUGUAGCUAAAAAUUUAAUUGAAAACGGUUACAUAAAUGCAGCUAUUGUUGGAACUACAAAUUUAACUCUGGAACCUGGUAUAUCACUACAAUUUAAAGGGCUAAACUAUCUUACGAAUUCUGAUCAAACAAAAUCUUUUAGCGCUAAUGCUGAUGGAUAUAAUAGAUCAGAAUCAAGCGUAGUAUUAUUUUUGCAAAAAGCCUCUGAAGCAAAACGUUCAUACGGUACAAUUGUCAGUGUUAAAUCAUAUCAUUCAGGAGAUCAUAGAAAUAUGGUAUUUGACCAUUCAAAAGAUACUUUAAAAUCAGUAUUAUUAGAUACAUACCAAGAAGCAAAUAUUGAUCCAACAAGUAUUGAGUAUUUAGAGGCACAUGGGUCUGGAAUAAAGGAACAAGACAGUUUAGAAUUACAAGUUAUAGAGGAAGUCUUUUGCAGUAGUCAGCGAAAAAAACCUUUAUUAAUAGGAUCAGUGAAAAGUAACGUUGGCCACACAGAGGAAUGUGGAUUAUUUACAUCCAUCGCUAAAGCUAUCAUAUCUUUUGAAAGUGGUUACAUACCACCAAAUAUUAAUUAUUUUGAGCCACGUACAGAUAUUACAGGAAUUAAAACUGGACAAAUGCAGGUGGUAACCGACAUAACACCUUUAUCUGGAGAUGUAAUUGGUGUGACUAGUUUUGGAUUUACAAAUAAUUUUUCUCACGUUAUACUAAAAAAAAAUGAUAAAGUAAAAGUAUCAAAUACUAAAAAUGAUAUUCCCAAAUUAAUAGUACUAUCAGGAAGAACCGAAGAAAAUGUUAAUGAAGGGUUAAAAAUGAUUUUGGAACAUGGUGAUAACGAUGAAUACGUUGCAUUAACUCAUGAUAUUUUUACAAAAAAUAUUAAUAGUCACUUUUAUAGAAAUUAUACUAUCCACCCAUUACCACUUACUUUCAAAAUGGAACCUUGUCAGAGUGUAACAUUACAAAAGCGUCCGGUAUGGUAUAUAUUUUCUGGCAUGGGUUCACAAUGGCCUGGAAUGGGAACAGAUUUAUUAAAAAUACCAAUUUUCGCUGAAACAAUUAAAAAAUGUGAUAUAGUUUUACGGAAAAAAAAAAUUGACAUCUUUAAAAUUCUGACAGAUCUCGACACUACAAUUUUUGAUAACAUACUUCAUUCUUUUGUUGGAAUUACAGCAAUACAGCUUGGCCUAGUCGAUGUAUUGUAUGCAUUAGAAAUCGAACCAGAUGGUAUAGUUGGACAUUCAAUGGGAGAAGUGGCUUGCGCAUAUGCUGAUGGAUGUUUUACGAUUGAAGAAGCAAUAUUAGCUUCUUAUUAUCGCGGUUCAUCAUCUAAUGAACUGGAUUUGAUACCCGGCAUGAUGGCUGCAAUAGGUCUCGGCUAUGCUCAAAUGAAAGACAUAGUACCGGAAGAUAUUGACAUUGCAUGUCAUAAUAGUUCAUCAAGUUGUACUAUAUCCGGACCCGUUGAAAGUGUGGAAAAAUUUGUGGCAAAAUUAAAAUCAGAAGGAAUAUUUGCUAAAGCUGUCAAUGUAUCUAAUAUUGCAUACCAUAGUCGAUACAUAAAACCUGUUGCUGUACUUAUCGAGAGUCAUCUCAAAGAAAUCAUUAAAAAUCCAAAACUGAGAUCAUCCAAGUGGAUUAGUAGUUCAGUUCCAGAAUCAGAAUGGGAUUCUGAUUUGGCUCGAUAUUCGUCAGCAGAAUAUCAUGCAAAUAAUAACUCUAGCAGUGUCUUAUUCGAAGAGGCUACUCGAUAUAUUCCUAAAGAUGCCAUCGCAAUUGAAAUAGCUCCACACGGUUUACUUCAAGCGAUUUUAAAACGCUCUUUCCCUGAAACAGUCACCAAUAUACCAAUGACUAAAAAUUCACCUGGUCAGUCUAUUCCUUUUUUUUUAAAUGCUCUAGGAAAAAUGUAUGUCUGUGGGUUAAAUCCAAUGGUACAAGCAAUUUAUCCUCCAAUUGAUUAUCCAGUCAGCCGUGGAACUCCAUUUUUAAAUAAAUUACCACUAUGGGAUCAUACAGUUACUUGGUCGUUAACCAAGUUUAAAUUUAAGUCAAGAGAAGAUUAUAAAACUUUAUCUUUAUAUGAAAACGAAAUUUUGUUUGAUCAUAAAAUUAAUGGUUACCAUGUUGUUCCUCCAUCAUUUAUAUUGCAUGUUAUUUGGCAAAAAUAUAUUAUAAUAUAUGAGGAUCAUAAAAAUGACCCAAUUAUUUUUCAAAAUAUACACGUCUUUCAUGACAUUAAAAUUUAUUACAGUAGUUCAUCGCAGUUAUAUUAUUUAAUUCAAGAAUCUGGAAAAUUUGAAGUUACACUAGACGAUAAAAUUAUUCUAGAUGGUGAGAUAAAACAUGUUAGACAAGAUUACUCACAAUUUGUUUGUGACGAUACUAGCCAUUUACACUCUGAGAAUACAAAUACAAAUUUCUAUUUAACAAGAGAAGAAUUAUAUAACGCACUAGAAAAUAAAGGCUAUCAAUUGGGGAAAAAUUUUAAAACAAUAGACCAAGUGAAAUUUUUUGAUCAAAAUAUUAUUGCAAAUAUACAAUGGAAUAAAAAUUGGUUUUAUUUUUUGGACGCUUUAUUAAAAAUUCCAUUAUUAGAAGAUUUGAGUUCUAAUCAAAUUGAUACAUUAAGCUCUAUUCAUCAAAUAUGUAUUGACCCAACAUUUCUUGACAAUCUUAAUGAGAAAUGUGUUCAAGUUAACUAUAAUACCACAACAAAAGAAAUAAUUUGCAAAGGAACCAAAAUAAGUGGUAUAGAAAAAAAAAAAUUAGAAAUAUCUAAGAAAAAUUCUUUAAUUACAUUAAAAUUAGAAACAAAAAUAUUCAAUAAAAAUAUUAGUUGCAAUACAAAAGACGUAAAUAAUUUCAUUGACCAUUGUACGGAAAUUGUGACUGAUAUUACCAAGUAUACACAAAACAAUUAUAGACACAAAGUAACAGUGUUACUCCAACAAAACUAUAAUGAUCCCUACAUACAAUCGUGUACUAAAACUUUAAAAAAUAAACUUGAUUCGAAAAUAUCUAUUGAGACUUCUUUGUUGAAUUGGGAAUAUUUUAUAAAUGAUUCAAAGAUUGACAGUGUAGGAAGUUACAUUAUGAUAUGUCAUAUAAGCUAUGUGCAAGAAAUAUUAAAAGUUUUAGGUAAUAAGGUGAACAGUUAUGUUAUUAUAACUUCACAAGAUAAAAUAAGUGAUAACUUCAACGGUUGGAAAAUAAUUUCUCAACAGAAAUUCGAACAACAUUACCUAACCUUGGUAAAAAAAAACUUACAAAUUGAUCAAAACAGUACUUUUAUAAAAAUCAAUUUUGAAAAUUCAAAUUUAAGAAUAUGGAAUUCAAUUUCACAAUGUCAAAAAGAAAACGAAAGAGUAUACUUAGUUUCAUACAGUGAACCUCUAGAAGGCAUCUAUAAAUAUAUAACAAAAAUGUUCAAAUUCUUAAAAACUGAUAAAAUAAGAUUUAUCUUUAUUCUUGAUUCAAAAGCUCCAGAGCUACUUACUGAUAAAAAGUUUUAUGAGGAGCAACUCAGCAAAGAUUUAAUCACUAAUAUUUAUAAACAUGGUAGUUGGGGGAUUUAUAAAAAUUUUUUUUUUGAAGAUAUAAAGGUAGAGACAAAUAAUUCGACACAAGUUAUACCCAUACAAUGUCCAUUAAUAAAGAAUAAUGAAUUUGAAAUAAAAUAUUUCGGAAUAAAUCAUAAAAAUAUUAUUAUUGAAGAACACUUAGUGAAUGAGAUGGGGCCACUGGAUUACUCUGGUGUAAAUUUUAAUGGUGAAGCAUUCAUGGGUAUUCUUUCUUAUAACCAAAAAUCAAAUGAUUCAAACUACGAACAAAUUUUGAAGUGGCCUAUUCCAAUAUCAUGGUCAUUAGAAGAUGCAGUUACUGUUCCUUUAGCAUAUUCAAUGGCAUACUAUGUUCUAAAAGUACUUGGUCGGCUGAAAAGAUUAAGUUCUGUACUAAUUACAUCCGGUAUUCACCCAAUUGGACAAGCAGCCAUAAAUAUUUGUUUGGCGGAAGGAUGUAACGUUUAUGUUGUCAUUGAAAAUAAACACCAAGCCGACUUUAUUUCGCAUAAUUUUUCUUCAUUACCAAAUUCACACAUAAUCACAAAUGAAGGUAACGCAGUUAACAUUAAAAUGAUGCAUUUUACUGACUAUCUAGGAGUUUCGCAUAUUUUAAAUUUUCUCGAGGGAGAAUUUUUAUUUAAUACUAUGCAAAUAGUUGCAAAACAUGGUUUCAUUUUCCACUUUUCUCAGACUGAUAUGAUGAAAUAUGAAAAACUAGGAUCACGAAUAUUUAUACAUAACGUAUCAUUUUAUGCAAUAUCAUCAUAUAGAUUAUUUGAAGAAUCUGAAAAAAAUAAACAAAUUAUCCAUGAUGCUAUUUUAAAUGGAUUAAAACAAGGCUUUAUAAAACCAUUAAAAGGGAAAUUUUUCUCUUCGUCGUUAUACAAUAACGAAUUAUUUAAUAAUUUAAAAAAUGCAUCUUUAAAUACUGGCCGAGUAAUAAUUCCCUUGGAUCACUCUAUUUCAAAGUCAGGAUAUGUGAAGUCUACCGCAGAAGGAAUUUAUCAAUGUAAUCCAGAUCUAUCUUAUGUUAUCUUAGGAAAUAGAGAUGAAUGGUUAAACAUAGUCGAAUGGUUGGUUGAACGAGGAGCAAGAAAGAUAACAAUAAUAGUGAAUAAAUGUUCAUUGAAUGUAAUUGGAUGUAGAAAGUUAAAUAAACUCUUAUCAAAAAAUACAUCUAUAAAAAUUGAAUUAGAUACAUCAAUGAAAUCAAAAGAAGAUAUCCUUAAAUGGUUUGAUCAUUAUACAGAAUCAGGUUAUCUUGGUGGAUUAUUCAUUAGUGAUCAAUCUGAUCAGAAUAAACUAAGUAAAUUCAGUUAUGCAUUUGAAAAAUUGAGCAAAAAAAUACCAACUUCUCUUUUCAUAUGUAUUUUAUGUAAAAGUGAACAGAUUUGUGAUAACCUUAAAUCGAAAGGGUUUAAUGCUUUGAAUAUUACUUGGGACGCAUCUAACAACAAAAAGAUAUCUGCAAAAACUAUUUUAUUAGCUUUGGAUUCGUUGCUUUAUAAGUCCAUAGAAAUGACUUCUUCCACAUUUCAAUUUUCCGAAGAGAACUAUGAAAAAAUGGAAUGGUCUGUAAAUGAUACAUACAUCGAUGAACUACCUGAAUCAUCUCAUGAUUUGCUUAAAAUAUUUAACAAAGUAAAAGAUGAAGCCGGUUUUGUGGAAAUUCAGACUAGGAGCCCAAGAUAUUCAUACGUGAAACAAGUUGUUCCGGUAUUUGUAUUUCCUGGUUUUAAAUCAAAUAAUAUUUCAGAAUUUUAUAAAAAUCUUAUGUAUCCUGCUUUUGAGGCUUAUCUUCCAAAUAGUAUUAUUUCUAUUGAUAACCUUGCAUUAACUUACGUCAAGAAACUGAAGGAAAUAUCAAACUCUAAUACAGUUUCAUUAGUUGGCGAAUCAUGGGGUGGAAUAAUUGUUUUAAAAAUAGCUCAAAUACUGGAAGCCGAAGGAACAUUGGUUUUUGUGUCUUUAUUAAAUGGAGAUUUAGAUAGUAUUCUCAAAUGGGCUAGAUAUAUAGUUACUAAUUCUUUCAUAAAAGCAAAAUUGGAAAAAAAAUAUUUGUUACCAUUACAAACAUCUGGUCUAAAUAUUAAGUCUGAUGCUCAUAAUGUAUUGAAAAAACACUGUAAUGAUUCUUUGAAUAUAGAAUUUUCAAGAGAUUCUAAUAUUAUGGAUGCCUUUGUUGGUAUUUUUUCGUUGCUCCAAGCUUUAAUAGAUACCAAACCAUUACCAAAUAAAUUGCAUACUAAAGUUUUAGUAUUUACUUUUAACGAACAUUAUGACUAUUCUUCAUCAAUCUUGUUCAAAUACUGUAAAUCCUUGCCAGUGGUAUAUAUUGAAAAUAUCACAGAUUCGAAUAACAAGCAAACUAAAAAUGAAAUUUAUGAAAAUAUCAAUAAUAAUAUGGCAUAUUUAAAAAAAGGAGAAAAUAAUAUGACUAUAAAAGAAAAAUAUUAUAACCAUUAUUUCGAAUUAUUUUCAAUUUUAAUGGAUUAAACAAAUAGAGUAUUUUUAACUCAUUCGUAAACUAUUUAUUAAGGUACACAGAUAAAAAAACGCAAAAUUAAUUUUUUUAAAGUUCAGAUGUAAAUUUUUUACUUUAAAAUAAUCAGAUUUCCUUUUUCAACAAAUUUUAAGCAGUUUUGUACUUAUUAAUCUUAUUACAAUUAUUAUUUAAUCUU
Molecule: messenger RNA, 6950 nt
Organism: Daktulosphaira vitifoliae (grape phylloxera)
Lineage: Eukaryota; Metazoa; Arthropoda; Insecta; Hemiptera; Phylloxeridae
Product: fatty acid synthase-like
Exons: 34
Coding region: 190-6765 (2191 amino acids)
Biological process (GO): fatty acid biosynthetic process
Molecular function (GO): oxidoreductase activity; fatty acid synthase activity
Source: RefSeq, a predicted model, not a curated record